GUCUAGUCUUUUACUUAUAGUAAUAUGUUAGCAAAUAAUGGUAAUUAUAUAAAUAAUAUAAUUUAUUAUGGGGCAUAUUACAGGUUAACUCCACAAAACCUGUAAAAGCCAUUGAAAUUGCGAUCAUCACUAGCACAUUUUUCAGGUUAGGUACCAAUUGCCACGAACAGUGAUUAACUAGUAUCAUUAACAAUUUCAAUAAACCAAAAAGGGAUGGGUAAUAUAAUGUCUGUAUCCUUUGCCCCAGAAUGCACAGAUGCAAAGCUUCAGUAUGAUGAUUGCUUUAAUAAAUGGUAUACUGAGAAGUUCUUAAAGGGGAAAUCGCUUGAAAAUGAAUGUACUGAAUUUUGGGAUACUUAUAUAACAUGUGUGAAUAGUGCAUUAGCUAAACAAACUGUUAAACCAAUGUUAGAUAAAGCUAGAGAAGAUCAACCAUUUACUAGUGAAGAAAUUAGAGAAAGUGCAGGAACUCUGAAGAAAUGAUUUACCAUUUGAUCAUAGACUUAUACCUGUAAACAAUCCACCAAAUAACAUCACAUCUCACAUCGCAUAACUCCAACUAAGAGGUACACUAACUACUAAGUAUCUUUAAUGAAGUAGAAUCUUGUAUAUACUGUAUAGAAUAGUCAAUGUAAUUUACGACAACUCAUGGACUUUAUUAACUUGAACUUAAUUUGUAGUUAAUUUUCAAUCCCACACUUGAAUGGUUUAACAGUCUCUACCAAAUUAAUGAGAUCAUGACAUAUUUAACUGAGAUCCAUCUUUUAACUACUAUAUAACAUGUAAUCACCACUUGUAACUACUAAUCAUUAAAAGUGUAAAAAUUUAUAAUGUGGACCUGCACACAAGCACCACCACU
Messenger RNA from Scheffersomyces amazonensis, 859 nucleotides. RefSeq lists its product as uncharacterized. The coding region runs from base 214 to 483 and encodes 89 amino acids. The record is from RefSeq and is a predicted model, not a curated record. NCBI's taxonomy places the organism in Eukaryota, Fungi, Ascomycota, Pichiomycetes, Serinales, Debaryomycetaceae. Gene Ontology annotation, molecular function: phosphatidic acid transfer activity. The transcript has a single exon. Gene Ontology annotation, biological process: phospholipid translocation. Gene Ontology annotation, cellular component: nucleus; mitochondrial intermembrane space; cytosol.